AUGCCUUCUCCCCGCCUCCCGCCCACCGCCGCCGCACUCUUCGCCGACGUCGGCGCCCUCCGGCGUUCGUACGUGCGCCUCAUCGCCCUCUCCUCCACGCUCCGCCACCUCGACCAGCUCCUCGCCGUCUCCCUCGCCUCCGGCCACUACACCCUCGACCCGGCCCCGGCCACCUCGCUCCUCCUCCGCUACGCCUCCCUCCGCGCACCUCCCCGCCAGCUCCUCCGCCUCUUCCGCGCCUUCCCCAACCCCGACCGCUUCAUCCGCAACGCCCUACUCCGCUCCCUCCCGUCCCUCCGCCCCGACCUCCUCUUCCCCUCCCCCGACUCCUUCUCCUUCGCCUUCGCCGCCACCUCGCUCAACGCUUCCAGCUCCCGCCGCGGCAUCGUUUCUCCUUCCGCCUCCGCGCGCGCGCUGCACGGGCUCGCCGUGGCCGCGGGGUAUGCGGGGGACACGUUCGUGGCGUCGGCCUUGGCCAAGCUCUACUCCACGCUGUCCAGAGCCGAUGACGCACGCAAGGUGUUCGACGCGGUGCCGUCUCCGGACACGGUCCUCUGGAACACGCUGCUCGCCGUGCUGUCCGGUUCGGAGGCCAUGGAGGCGUUCGUGCGGAUGGUCAGGGAAGGAUCGGCGCAGCCUGACUCGACGACGCUGUCAUCCGUCCUGCCGGCAGCAGCGGAGGUUGCGGAUGUGACGAUGGGAAGGUGCGUUCAUGCGUUCGGGGAGAAAUGUGGAUUGGCUCAGCACGAGCAUGUUGUGACGGCGCUGAUCUCAUUGUAUGCCAAAUGCGGAGACAUGGAGUGUGCACGGCGUCUGUUUGACAGGAUGGUGGCGCCGGAUUUGGUUGCGUACAAUGCCUUGAUCUCAGGCUACUCGGUUAAUGGCAUGGUUGGAUCGUCAGUGGAGCUGUUCAAGGAUCUGGUCACUCUGGGCUUGAGGCCAACGUCGAGCACGUUGGUGGCGCUGAUCCCGGUGCACAGUCCAUUCGGGCAUGAACAGCUUACUCGGUGCUUACAUGCGCAUGUUGUCAAGGCUGGGUUCGAUGCCAAUGCUCCUGUAUCGACAGCGCUUACCACUCUCUACUGUAGGCUAAACGAUAUGGACUCUGCAAGGAAAGCCUUUGAUGCAAUGCCUGAAAAGACCAUGGAAUCAUGGAAUGCCAUGAUAUCGGGGUAUGCCCAGAAUGGUUUGACAGAGAAGGCCGUUGCACUCUUCCAGAAAAUGCAGGCACUCAAUGUGCCACCGAAUCCGCUCACCAUCUCGAGCACUCUGUCGGCGUGUGCACAGCUUGGAGCUUUGUCACUGGGAAAGUGGGUACACAAGAUCAUCGCCAAGGAGAACCUUGAGCUCAAUGUUUAUGUCAUGACAGCGCUCAUUGACAUGUAUGUGAAGUGCGGAAACAUUGCAGAAGCUCGCCGCAUCUUCGACGGAAUGGACAAUAAGAAUGUGGUCUCGUGGAAUGCAAUGAUCUCCGGAUAUGGCCUCCACGGUCAAGGUGCUGAAGCUUUGAAGCUCUACAAGUACAUGUUGGAUGCAAACCUUCUUCCAACAAGCUCCACCUUCCUGUCAGUACUCUAUGCCUGCAGCCAUGGAGGAUUGGUUGAGGAAGGGCGGACAACCUUCCGGUCAAUGACCAGUGAUUACGGGCUCAUUCCAGGCAUCGAACACUGCACUUGCAUGGUGGAUCUUCUCGGCCGAGCUGGUCGGCUCAAGGAGGCUUAUGAGCUCAUCUCGGAGUUCCCCAAGAGCGCCAUUGGACCUGGCGUAUGGGGGGCUUUACUUGGUGCUUGCAUGGUUCAUAAGGAUGCCGACCUUGCAAAAUUGGCCUCCCAGAAGUUGUUUGAACUAGAACCCGAAAACACCGGCUACUAUGUGCUACUCUCCAAUCUGUACACAUCAAAGAAGCAGUACUCUGAAGCAGCUGGGGUGAGGCAGGAAGCAAAGAGCAGGAAGCUGGUGAAAACACCAGGGUGUACUCUAAUCGAGCUAGGGGACAAACCGCAUGUCUUCAUGUCUGGUGAUCGUGCCCACCCACAGUCACACGCCAUCUACUCGUACUUGGAGAAGCUAACUACAAAGAUGAUUGAGGCUGGGUACCAACCCGACACGGAGGCAGCAUUGUACGAUGUCGAGGAGGAAGAGAAGGAGAAUAUGGUGAAAGUGCACAGCGAAAAACUGGCCAUCGCCUUUGGAUUACUGAAUACAGAACCGGGGACGGAGAUCAGGAUCAUCAAGAACCUUAGGGUGUGUCUGGACUGCCAUAACGCCACCAAGAUUAUUUCCAAGGUGACGCAGCGGCUGAUUGUGGUUAGGGAUGCGUCGAGGUUUCACCAUUUUAGAGAUGGUGUUUGCUCAUGUGGCGAUUACUGGUGAUUCAGUGGGAUUUGAUCUUUUAACAGAUGAUUAGUUAAUUCUUUCGAGGUAAUUCUCUCUGGAGAGCAUUUGCUGAGCUCAAGUAAUUUGUAACCCUCGGGCGCCAAUUUUGUGUGGCUGGGAGAAAGUCAGAACUGACUCAUAACUAGCAUAUUCCAUUUCAGUUCCCAGCAAGAGCCAAGGUUUUAACCCAA
This is a messenger RNA of Hordeum vulgare subsp. vulgare (domesticated barley), 2567 nucleotides long. Its product is annotated as pentatricopeptide repeat-containing protein At4g30700. Gene Ontology annotation, biological process: RNA modification. The transcript has a single exon. The record is from RefSeq and is a predicted model, not a curated record. Bases 1 to 2373 code for a protein of 790 amino acids. NCBI's taxonomy places the organism in Eukaryota, Viridiplantae, Streptophyta, Magnoliopsida, Poales, Poaceae. Gene Ontology annotation, molecular function: RNA binding; zinc ion binding; protein binding.